This is a messenger RNA of Durio zibethinus, 2181 nucleotides long. Its product is annotated as Protein kinase superfamily protein. The record is from RefSeq and is a predicted model, not a curated record. NCBI's taxonomy places the organism in Eukaryota, Viridiplantae, Streptophyta, Magnoliopsida, Malvales, Malvaceae. Gene Ontology annotation, molecular function: protein kinase activity; ATP binding. Gene Ontology annotation, biological process: protein phosphorylation.
UUGCAGAAAUGUCAAUGUGAACGGAGAGAAAUAGCAAUGCUUUAGAAGAUUUGCUUCUUUCUUUGCUUGGUCUUUUCUAUUUUUUCUGUGCUUGCAGUCAAAUUCAGUCUCUUAAUUCACUUGCCUCCUGUUCUUUUCAUUGCCUUGAUUUCAUCGUUUUAUACACGCCAUUUUGUUCAUUUCUUUCUCCUUCUAUUCUUAGGUGUGAAUUUGUGUACUCGUGGUUAUACAAUAUUUUUCAAACCUUAAUCCGUGUUUCUUUUACUGUUUCUUGUCUGGGUUUUCACUUUUAAUCGCUUGUACGGCUGUUCCCAUGUUGUGACAAAAUUCAAUCUCUGUGCCUUCAGGCUAUUCUAUUUUUUCUUUUUUUUCCCUUACGUUCUUAUCUGGCUUCUCUUUUGUUCACACCAUCUCUAGAAUUGACGUUUUAUUUAUUUGCUUGUAUGCUUCAUUUAUUAUAUGGUUUACUUUUCCUUCUUCAUUUUCUCACUGCUUGGCAUCUAGACUUUUCUGGUUCCAUUUUCUUUCUCUGGUUUCAUCGUACUUUCACUCGUUUCUUGUUCAAACUUCAGUUUCUCUUCGUGGGUUCUUUAUCUAUCUUCGAGGAUAGUUUAAAUGUGAGGAAAAGAUUGCAGUUUGAUACAACAAUUUUGACGAUAACUGCAAGAGUUUCAUUUUGGUCAUAUAAAACUUAGAAAUGAAGUGUUUUUCUAUCUUCACCAAGGACAAAUCAAAGAACAAGAAAGGAGUAUCAAGUUCUGCUCCUGAGUUGAGGAAUCAAAGUCAAUCGGAUAAUUCAGCCUUGACUCGGACAUCAAGAUCUAUGCCAUCACCAAGGAGCAUACCAGAAUUGUACAAAGAAAAGGAGCAUAAUUUGAGAGUCUUCUCUUUACAAGAACUGAGGGAUGCAACAAAUGGUUUCAAUCGGAUGUUAAAGAUCGGACAGGGUGGCUUUGGGAGUGUUUAUAAGGGCACAAUUACGCCUCACAGUGGUCGAGGUGAUCCCAUAGUUGUUGCUAUCAAGAAGCUCAACACUCAGGGUUUACAGGGUCAUAAGGAAUGGCUUGCGGAGGUUCAAUUUCUUGGUGUCGUCAAUCAUCCAAACCUAGUAAAACUUUUAGGAUAUUGUUCUGUAGAUGGCGAAAGAGGGAUCCAGAGACUGCUGGUGUAUGAAUUCAUGCCUAACCGGAGCUUAGAAGAUCAUCUUUUUAAAAGGACAUCCACCCUGCCUUGGAAAACAAGAUUAGAGAUUAUGCUUGGUGCAGCAGAAGGACUGGCUUAUCUACAUGAGGGAUUGGAAGUCAAGGUGAUAUAUCGAGAUUUCAAAUCCUCAAAUGUGCUCUUGGAUGAAAAUUUGAAGCCAAAGCUCUCAGACUUUGGGCUUGCACGGGAAGGGCCAACUGGUGAUCGUACUCAUGUAUCCACAGCGGUGGUUGGAACCUAUGGAUAUGCCGCCCCGGAAUAUGUUGAAACAGGUCAUCUCACAAUCCAAAGUGAUAUAUGGACUUUUGGGGUGGUACUCUAUGAGAUCCUCACAGGGAGGCGAGCGGUGGACAGAAACCGCCCAACAUUGGAGCAGAAGCUUCUAGACUGGGUGAAACAGUUCCCUCCUGACAGUAAACGAUUCAGCAUGAUAAUAGACCCUGGACUUAGAAAUAAUUAUUCAUUCAGUGCAGCACAAAAAGUUGGAAAGUUGGCUACUAGCUGCCUAAACAAAAAUGCCAAGGAAAGACCAACAAUGAGUCAAGUGGUUGAGAGCUUGAAGCAAGCAAUACAAGAAUCAGAAGAGGGAAGCUCUUCGGUCAAUCAGUCUUCUGUUGCAUCUUCAUCUAGAACAGGCAGACGAAGCUCGAGUAAGGUUUGAACUAUGAAUUCCUGGAUAUGAACGCCGCCAUUGUUGAUUCCUUGAGGUAUGCAGCUCAAGUUUUAUCCAAAGGUGAAUUCAAGGAUGAAGGAUCCCCCUAGGACAACUCAAAUUUGCAAAUCUUUGGUCUUAGCAUAAAUUUUUUUUACUACUUUUGAACUACAAUUCAUGGUUGGAAGAGCGGCAAGAUUUUAGAAUGAGGAAUGCUUGUAAAUUAGAGUGGCGAUUGUAAGUUGUUAUGCAUUAAAUUUAUGUAUAAAUUUCGUUGUUGAUGAAAAAGAUGAAGGAUUUCUUUUCCCCUUUUGAAAGACAAAAUA